Molecule: messenger RNA, 2316 nt
Organism: Anopheles cruzii
Lineage: Eukaryota; Metazoa; Arthropoda; Insecta; Diptera; Culicidae
Product: chorion peroxidase-like
Exons: 4
Coding region: 1-2316 (771 amino acids)
Biological process (GO): response to oxidative stress
Molecular function (GO): peroxidase activity; heme binding
Source: RefSeq, a predicted model, not a curated record
AUGUCGGGACAUUCGUCGUCGUCGGUGCCGAGAAUCGGAGCCGUUGCCGUUCAACUUGCGAGCGUGUUCCUGUUGAUCGCCGGGGACACGGUCCCGGCCAAUGUCACCGAACUGCCACAUUCCGUAACCGGGCCGGAUCCGAGUUCGCCGUGCUCCGAGGGUAGUUACUGCACGCGGUUGCUCCAGUGUCCGGAUGUGGAUCGCAUGGCCAUCGUCGAGUACCUUUCGCGACCCGCAGUGCUUCGACCACCGUCCGAACGGCGUUGGGAAAGUGCCCGUUGGCGACGGUGUCAGCUGGAGGAUGGCUCAAUGUCUGGCAUUUGCUGCACCCCUGGAAUCGGAAAUGACAAUGUGGAAACCGAUCCGCUGGCCCCGGUCGUCGGUGACGAAAUUUUACAGCAAGCCCAAGCUAUUGGGCUGCAAGAAGCGAACCGAUUCCGGGAGAAACCCGAUGGCACCGUUUCUACGCACGAUGCGGAGGAUCUGGCGUGGCAGGGUCUGCAGGACGUGCUUACACUGCAGGCACUUCGUAGAAUGACCAACGGUACCGGUAACCUGGUGGCGGAUAUCCGGCGACCAAAGCGCUGUCUGGUGGGACCUCCAUGCAAGAAGCCCCAUUCCCGGUACCGUAGCUACGAUGGCCAGUGCAACAAUCUCGAGCCCGGCUGCAGUCUCUGGGGUGCGGUGGGAUAUCCGGUCGAACGCGUGCUUCCCCCGGCGUACGGAGAUGGAGUCUGGGCACCGCGUGCGGUAUCCACUACCGGGCGCUACCUGCCGACGGCCCGCAAACUGUCCUCGAACCUGUUCGCGGACCUGCACCAUCCGCACCCUCACUACAACGUGCUGCUGAUGCAGUUCGGUCAGUUCUUGGCGCACGAUUUUUCGCGCAACAAGGCGCUCGAUAGCAGUGCGAAGUGUUGCACCGAAGACGGGUCGGCAAGGUUGCGGAACGUGUCCGUCGGUUGCAUGCCGAUCCCGGUGCUGAAGGGGGACGAUUUUUACUCCCAGUACGGUGUGAAGUGUUUACACUUUGUGCGAACGGCUGUGGCGCCCAUGAACCAUUGUGGGGCCCAGGAGUACGCCCGGCAACUGUCCAGCACCAGCCACUACAUCGACGGGUCGCCCAUCUACGGGGCUUCGAGUCGGGAGGCGGACGAGCUGCGGGCCCACGAAGGGGGCCGCUUGAAGUCGCUGCACCAUCGCCGCCACCACAACGAACUUCCACCGCUGGAGCGGCGCGAAGGAUUUUGCGAGAAGCGCGCCGAAAUGUGCUUCAAAACGGGCGAUGUUCGAUCGAAUCAGUUACUGUCGCUCGUGGCCGUCCACACGCUGUUCCUGCGAGAGCAUAAUCGCAUCGCGCGACAUCUCGAGCGGAUCAAUCCGCACUGGAGCGAUCGCACGAUCUUUCAGGAAUCGCGCCGGAUCGUCAUCGCCCAGCUGCAGCACAUCGUGUACACGGAGUACCUGCCGAAAAUUGUUGGCCCACAGUUCGCGUCCGUCUAUAAGCUCCACUCUGGGGAAGCGGGGGACUACACCGAGCAUUACCGGCAUGACGUAAAUCCGUCCGUUUCGAGUGAGUUUACGGUGGCGGCCUUCCGUUUCGGCCACUCGACGGUUCCGUCUAAGUUUGAGCUAAAGGAUGGCCCCGUACAGACGUGGCAGACGUUUCUCGAUCCGUCCCGGUUCCGCGAGCACACGUUCUACGAUGAUCUAUUCCGCGCGAUCCAGCAGCAGCCGAUGCAGAGCGUAGACGAUAUGUUCACCACCAGCCUGACUCACUUCUUGGAUGUGCAGCCAGGAAAUCCGUACGGCGCCGAUCUAAUCGCCAUUAACAUACAGCGCGGACGCGAUCAUGCUCUGCGCCCGUACAACGAUUACCUGCGGCUGGCUGGCAAGUCCGGUGUGGGCAGCUUCGCGGAUUAUGGUCCCGGACUCGGUUCGAAGCUGGCGUCGCUCUAUUCGGCCGUCGAAGACAUCGAUCUGUAUGUGGGCGGCAUACUGGAACAGCCCGUCGCCGAUGGGGUGGUGGGUGAAACGUUUGCCGAGCUGAUUAGCGAUCAGUUUGCCAAGUUUCGGCACGGUGAUCGCUACUUUUACAGCAAUGGCCCGGCGACGAAUCCCGGACAUUUUACGCUGCCGCAGUUGAGGGAACUGCAGCGUACCACGAUGGCGUCGCUGAUCUGCGCUAAUGCCGGCGAUACACACCGGAUGGAGGUGGUGCCGGAUGCGUUCGCUUUGCCACACGAUGGCAACCGGCCGGUAGCGUGCAGUUCGCCGAACAUUCCGCAUCUAAACCUGGACUGGUGGCGCGAUUGA